UAUAUACAUAUACAUCAUUCAGUGCAUCAACAUUGCUAUAAUUAGCAUCAAUAACCAAAAAAUACAGAACCCAAAAACAGAGAUCGACCAUGGAUACCAAGCAGAGCACUAUCAAUGUCCUAAUGCUACCAUGGUUGGCCCAUGGUCACAUCUCUCCUUUCCUAGAGCUUGCCAAGAAUCUCUCACACAGAAAUUUCCACAUAUAUUUGUGUUCUACACCAAUAAAUCUCAAAUCCAUCAAGAAUAGAAUCACUGAAAAGUACUCUCACUCCAUUGAAUUAGUAGAAAUCCACCUUCCAUCUGAAAAAUAACUGAUGUAUUAUUAUUGAUGUAUUGAUGUAUUACAAGAUGUAUUACCUCAAACCUGCAAACAUUCUUUUAAACUUGCAAUCCCAAAUGUCUCCAACAUCUUCAAAACACUAAGCCCAGAUUUAGUUAUUUAUGACAUCAACCAGGCAUGGGUACCAACCAUUGCAUCCCCGUUUAAUGUUCCGGUAGUUCAGUUCAUGACUACAGGAACUACAGUGGUUUCUUAUAGCAUUCAUUUCAUUAAGAACCAUGGCGGUGUUGAAUUCCCAUUUCCAGAAAUUAAGCUUCGGGAAUUCCAUGAAAAGCAGUAUCACGAUACGCUGUUGUCUGCAGUAAAUCAUCCCCAAAACAAACAAGAUGCCCCUGUAAAUGUCAAACCAUCUUGCAACAUCUUGCUGUUCAACACUUUUAGAGAGCUUGAAGGAAAAUACAUUGAUUAUCUGUCGGUUAUAAAUGAGAAGAAGGUUGUCCCUGUUGGUCCCCUUGUUCAAGACAUUGUCGAUGAAAUCGAGCAAUCUGAGAUCAUGCAAUGGCUUGACAAGAAGGGUGAGUCCUCCACUGUGUUUGUUUCCUUUGGGAGUGAGUAUUUUUUGUCCAAGCAUGAGAUUGAAGAGAUAGCCCAUGGCAUAGAGCUUAGUAAGGUUAAUUUCAUAUGGGUUGUUAGGUUUCCUAUGGGAGAGAAAGUUGAGCUUGAAGAAACACUGCCUAAGGGGUUUCUUGAGAGGGUUGGGGAGAGAGGAAUGGUUGUGGAGGGUUGGGCUCCACAGGCAAGAAUUCUGACCCAUUCAAACACUGGUGGCUUUGUGAGUCACUGUGGAUGGAAUUCUAUAAUGGAAAGCCUAAAGUUUGGGGUUCCAAUUAUUGCCAUGCCAAUGCAUUUGGACCAGCCAUUGAAUGCUAGACUGGUGAAGGAUGUUGGUGUGGCUGUGGAGGUCAACAGAGACAUCAAUGGAAAACUCAAUAGAGAAGAUAUUGCCCAGGUAAUAAGGAAAGUUGUGGUGUCGAAAAGUGGGAAGGAACUAAGAACUAAAGCAAGAGAUUUUAGCGAGAAUAUAAAAAUGAAAGGAGAUGAACAGAUGAAUGAGGUUGUAGAAGAGCUGAUGCAACUUUGUAAAUCACUCAAAGAUUAGAAUCUCAAAUUUAUUGAAAUGUUUGGGUGAUUAGGUAAGACAGUUUAAUGUGAUUUGGUCCUUCCUGUUUUGAGUGUCAUUUUCGUGUUAAAAGUUUCUAUAAAAUUAUUGUUCCUACCU
Camellia sinensis is the source of this 1559-nucleotide messenger RNA. NCBI's taxonomy places the organism in Eukaryota, Viridiplantae, Streptophyta, Magnoliopsida, Ericales, Theaceae. The record is from RefSeq and is a predicted model, not a curated record.